AUGCAUAAAGUACUUGUCAGGCCUAUUGCUUUGUACGCAUGUGCAGCAUUAUGGCCCUCAACAAAAACAGAAGGAAAAAAGCUAGCAAUAUUCGAAAGGAAAGUACUAAGACAAAUAUUUCGUCCYAAAAAGAAUGAGGUAACCAAUGAAUUUGAACGUAGAACUAAUGAUGACUUAAUAUUUGAACUAUACAACCAACCGGACAUAGUAGCAUGGCAGUCGACAGUAGAUAAAAGUGAAGGCGGUGAUGGGCUGACAUUGAAUGUUGAGACUAAACUAAAACUAGAAUCUGUUGAGAAAUUGUCCGAUGAAUUAAAGAAAAAAACCGAACUUCUAGCGGAACAAGUUCGGGAAAUUAAGCUGUGCACCGAUAAAAACCUCAUGAACAACGAUCAAAUAAUUGCACUCAAUGCCGAGUUGAACAAAUUUAAAAACGACAUGGAAAACAUGCGCAAUCAAGAAGCGGCUGAUGAAUUGGGUGCGUCGAAGUUACUUAAAAAUAUUUUGGACAAGACCACUGUACUUGAUAGCAAAAUUGUAUCAGAAAUGCAUCGUCUGAAAACCAUGGUCGAGGACGCGUGUGCGAGUAAAAAAAGCAGUAACUUUGCUAUGGAACAAUUGAAAGAAGUACAUCGCUUGAAAAUGGACGAAAAUGAAAAAUGCAAUGCCAUGCUGAAUAGUAAAUUAAUGGUCGAAAUUUCCCAAUUAAAGGAAUACGCGAUUAAAGUCGAAGAAGAGGCCAAAUAUAAACAUCUCAGCAUCGAAAAUUAUUAUGAAGACGAUUAUAGCAGUACAUGA
Messenger RNA from Diuraphis noxia (Russian wheat aphid), 798 nucleotides. RefSeq lists its product as uncharacterized. The record is from RefSeq and is a predicted model, not a curated record. Lineage: Eukaryota; Metazoa; Arthropoda; Insecta; Hemiptera; Aphididae.